Messenger RNA from Cydia pomonella (codling moth), 4599 nucleotides. It is a transcript of the gene Tmtc3, whose product is annotated as protein O-mannosyl-transferase Tmtc3. The record is from RefSeq and is a predicted model, not a curated record. Gene Ontology annotation, biological process: protein O-linked glycosylation via mannose. NCBI's taxonomy places the organism in Eukaryota, Metazoa, Arthropoda, Insecta, Lepidoptera, Tortricidae. Gene Ontology annotation, molecular function: mannosyltransferase activity; protein binding. Bases 399 to 3023 code for a protein of 874 amino acids. The transcript is spliced from 13 exons. Gene Ontology annotation, cellular component: endoplasmic reticulum.
CGCAGCAUUCGCUCGUCACCCUUCGGCACUUCGGCAGUCGUCGGCGAAGCGGCCGGGCGAAUGAGCGUAUUCUUGUCGGUCGCGUUGUUGCUAUCACUUGAAUGUCAAAGUCAAUUAUUCCGACAGUCAGUUUCACAUGUGCACCGCGACAUCGUAAACUUUAAUUAUGUAGCACGUUUAAAGUGCCCGUUAAAUUAGAUCGGGUAAUAUUCAGCGUUUUCAUUCGGAAUUCCCGUAUAAACAGACUCGUUUUCGUUUGUGAUCGUGUUUUGCCAAUCCGUACCUUAAGUGCCGCGGUCCUGCGAACGUUUAAGCUUCGGUUCGAUGGACUAUGGUAGGCUCUGAUGCUGCCGUGUCGUGGAGGAAUUACUAAAUAUAAGAUGUCAAAGUGAUUCACGAUGAACCGCGUGAGUGGAGUGUGUCGGUUCGGCGGAGUGGUGUCGACGGUCCGCACGAAGAACGGGCGCAGCCGGCGGCGGCUGGUGAGCUCGACCCCGGUGCCAGACAGCAAGCCGAAGACCCCACGCCGAGGGCUCGGCGCCGUGCUAAUCCUCACCUGCAUCGUCGUCUACCACAACUGCCUCUACUGCGGUUUCGUAUUCGAUGAUAUCAAUGCUAUAAAAGAAAAUAGAGACUUGAGACCUCAGACACCAAUCUCUAACAUUUUCCUGAACGACUUUUGGGGAACACCCAUACAUAAGGAGCAGUCACAUAAAUCGUACCGUCCUCUCACGGUGCUGACGUUCCGAUGGAACUACGCGGUGCACGGGCUGAGCCCAUCGGGGUACCACCUAGUCAACCUGCUGCUCCAUGCCCUGGUCACAGUCUUGUACUACAAGGUGUGCGCAUUGUUUCUGCCGGAGUUUGCAAGUUUCGUGGCGGCCAUGCUGUUUGCCGUGCACCCGAUACACACCGAGGCGGUGACGGGCGUGGUGGGUCGAGCGGAGAUGCUAUCCUCCGUGUUCUUCCUCGGAGCUAUACUGUGCUACGCUCGGGCUGCAAUCAAGAGGAGAUGUACAGGCUGGCUCUACGUGGCCGCGUGCGCUGCGUGCGUGGGUGUGGCCAUGCUGUGCAAGGAGCAGGGCAUCACCGCCACCGGCGUCUGUGUCGUAUACGAGCUCUUCGUGGUGCAGAAGCGUCGUAGAACCGGCGGUGGCAGUCGUUGGUCGUGGCUGGAGGCAUGGGCCAAAGGGUCGGGUUGGGGCUAUGCGUGCGGCGAGGCCGCUCGGCGAGUCGUCACCCUGUGCUGCGCUAGCCUCGCCCUGCUGACGGCCAGGCUGCACGUGAUGGGCGCUCAGCUGCCCGUGUUCACGAGAUUUGAUAAUCCAGCGGGAGCCGCUACUGCACCUGCUAAGCAUUUGACUUUCGCUUACCUGCCAGCGCUAAACGCGUGGCUCCUCGCGCUGCCCGAAGCACUGUGCUGCGACUGGACGAUGGGCACGGUGGCGCUGCUCGAAUCGUGGAAAGACCCCAGGAAUCUGGCCACCGCGGCCCUGUUCAUCGGCUUGUUGGUCACCGCUGUCCACGCGCUGCGGACACGAUCUACUGCUUUGUCUAUGGGCCUAGCGCUCCUGGUUCUCCCCUUCUUGCCAGCAUCCAAUCUCUUCUUCCCGGUGGGAUUUGUGGUGGCCGAGCGCGUCCUCUACAUGCCCUCGAUGGGCUGGUGCCUGCUGGUCGCCCACGGGUGGCGUCUGGCCGCCAAGAAACACGCCAAGGCGGCCGUGGCUGCACUAAUAUUUCUACUCUUCGCCUUUAGUAUCAAGACAUACGUCAGAAACUGGGAUUGGAAGACGGAAUAUUCUAUUUUCGCUUCGGGGUUAAGGGUGAAUCGCAACAACGCCAAGCUGUAUAACAACGUUGGGCAUGCUUUAGAAGCGGAGGAGCGAUACACGGAAGCGUUGGAGUUCUUCAACACGGCCGUCAGCGUCCAGCCGGACGACAUCGGCGCCCUCAUCAACGUCGGCCGCACCUACAACCAUCUCGGCAAAUACCAAGAAGCCGAAGAAGCCUAUCUCAAAGCCAAGUCUUUACUGCCUAAAGCUAAACCCGGCGAGUCGUACCAGGCUAGAAUAGCCCCCAACUAUCUAAGCGUGUUCUUGAACCUUGCCAGCUUGAUAUCCAGGGAUGCCACUAGACUGGAAGAGGCAGAUAUGUUGUACAGACAGGCGAUCAGCAUGAGGUCGGACUACACUAGGGCGUAUAUCAACAGGGGCGACAUUUUAAUAAAAUUGAAUAGGACGAAAGAAGCGCAAGAGGUGUAUGAAAAAGCUCUUCUGUACGACAGCGCUAAUCCGGACAUUUAUUACAAUCUGGGCGUGGUGCUGCUGGAGCAAGGCAAGCCGUCGCAAGCGCUGGCGUACCUGGACAAGGCGCUGGAGCUGGAGCCCGAGCACGAGCAGGCGCUGUUCAACUCGGCCAUCCUGCUGCAGGAGCUCGGCGUCGCCGACCUGCGCCCCGUGGCGCGCGAACGCCUGCUCAAACUGCUCAACAAGGCCGGUGAGAAAAAACGAGUAACGAACGAGCGCGUGCAGUUCAACCUGGGCAUGGUGUGCAUGGACGAUGGCGACGCGGCGUGCGCCGAGCACUGGUUCCGCGCGGCCGUGCACCUGAAGCCGGACUUCCGCUCCGCGCUGUUCAACCUGGCGCUGCUGCUGGCCGACCGCCGCCGCCCGCUCGAGGCCGCGCCCUUCCUCAGGCAGCUCGUGAGCUUCCACCCCGACCACGUCAAGGCGCUGGUGCUGCUCGGAGACAUCUACAUCAACUCCGUCAAGGAUCUGGACGCCGCCGAGAGCUGCUACCGGCGCAUCCUGGAGCUGGAGGCCAACAACGUGCAGGCGCUGCACAACCUGUGCGUGGUGGCCGUGGAGCGCGGCGCGCUGGCGGCGGCCGAGCAGUGCCUGGCGCGCGCCGCCGCGCUGGCGCCGCGCGAGCGCUACAUCCGGCGCCACCUGGCCGCCGUGCGCGCGCGCUGGAACUACAUCCCGCAGCAGCCGCCCGACCCGCAGGACGCCGACCCCGAGUAGAGCCCGGCCGAGGCGUUCCGUUGACGAUCAGGGUAUUGGAAAUCAAAAGUCGCUCCGCUCUCUCCGAAUUCAAGGUGAAAUUUGCUAAUGACGAGCCUUCGUCUCUUCCGAAUCCUCCCUGUAAAAAUCUGUACUUCUCGGUAUUUCUAUGUGAGGGGACCAGUCGAUUAAUAGACCGCUGGUGUCGGUGAACUAGUCGCCGGAGAGGACUCUCUGUCUAUCUUUAUAAUUAAUGCGAGGUCGGAACGUUAAAAAAAUAUGAGACGAGACUGAGACCUCGCUAAAUUAAUGUCUUCGAAAUAUACACCCCGUUUCCGGAAAGAACAUCUCACCGACGAGCGGUCGCAAUUUGUCUCGUCUCUCUGUUAUACCACUUCACUAUUUGGUUUGCUUUACCUAUUAAAUUUCACUGUUGUAUUUGAACUCUAAAUUAUUAUAAUCAUUGCAGUGUUUUGGCUGGUAUUAUAAGUGAUUUAUUGAUUUCAAAGAAUAUUGAUUUGCAUACGACACCUUAAUAAUAUUGUUAAUAAGUACUUAAAGUUGGACAAGCUUCGUCAUUAGCCCGGUAUACGGUAUCUGUGCGUAGUUUGAUUUAUAAUAAAUGUUUAUAGGUAUAAUAGAUGGGAUUUGUAUCAUUCCAAUUAUAAUCUAUUUAACUUUGUCUAGUCAAGAUGCAAUCGCAUUUGAUAUUAUUUUGGACUUAUUUUGAAUGCAUUUACGAAUAAGAAGUGAUUUAAAAUGAUUCACUGUUGUAAAAUGUUAAACAACCUAUGCUUGGAAUAGACGUUGGGAGUAGCAUUUAGAUGAAUGUGCCCCGCAUUAAGCCACCCCAUUUUAAUAAGGCUAUAUAUACAAUAAAUCUAGAUGAAACAAGUUUCAGUCUCAAUUCUUAUGAACAUAUUUAAUAUUAACUGCAUAAUAAAACGGCAAAAUGAUCAAUGAUAGGACUUCUUUUACACAGAUGGAAGUAGCAAAAGCGUUUAAUGUAUUCAUAGAAAAGUACUUACGCAAUUUGAUUCACUAUACGCGAAGAAUUCAAUCAGAGACAGAGAUAUUAAAUAGCUAUUUCAUUUAUAAUUAUACAUUGGUCUAAGUUUUGGGCUUGUAAGUUAUAACCGGCAUGUGGGUAGCUUAGCCAGAGCUUACUUUGCGGCAGCUGCGAUAAGAUACGGAAUUAAGUCUCUAAGGUCAGGGUCAGGCCAAAUAUGGUGAGUACAAGGGUCGAAUUGCGAACGAUCGGUUUGGCGACCUGAAUAAGGUGCGGUACAGGACGAGGUGGUAGGCAUGGAAAGAAAAGACCUAGAUAAGGUUAAUUAUUUUCGUAAACGCAAAUGUUACUGUGUAAUGAGUAAAUUAAGUGAACCACCGUUGUUAGAUUUAGAAGUGAAAAAUGUAAUGUUGUUCAUGUUUUAAGAUAAAAGUAACUUUUGUAAAAACUGAUUUUUUACAAUGUCUUGAAACACUUCUGGUGGGAACUCUGUAGGGUGUCAAUGAUUUGUAAGGACCCCGAAUAUUAUAAACUAUUUGUCGUCAAAACGUUUAUUUUUAUAAAAUAAAAUGAUGUCUCGAACGAGUC